AUGCUCCGCCUCUCCGAUUUGGGUUCUAUGAAGCCUCGCGUCCUACCCCCGGACCAAAAGGACGACCGCGACGAAAACCUCCGCGACGUCGAUGACGUCUUCAACAACAACUACGACGGGCGAAGCAACGACAAGAGUGCUGUUUUCCUACCGGUGUAUAAUAGAGAUGAGAUCACCAAGAGAAACCAGACAGGCUCACCUCUCCUCCUUCUCCCCGCCGAACUCCGCAACGACAUAUACAACUACGUGUUCAACGGCGCCAUCAUCAACGUCAACAAACCACUUGUCAGAAAGGACAUCCGCAGAUAUCGCAGUGUCCGCGCUAUCGUCUACACAUGCCGCCAAUGCUACAUGGAAGCGAAUCGCAUGUCGUUUAAUCUAUGUAGCUUUGAACCCAGCUACUUUGCCCUCCGCUUCUUCUCGUCGUCAAAUCUACCCGCUGGAGGGUUCGGAAAGAUAGAGCGGCUUUGGCUGACGCAGGGGAUUGGGCAGGCUAUCAUUGAGGGACAGGACGAGAUGAAGAGCGCGAGCCUGAAGGAAGAAUUUGCUUCGUUGAAGUAUUUGGAGAUAGAAGUGUGGCGUAUGAAGGUACCUCGGGACCAAUACAAUUCCACUGGCCCUUUGUCAAUCAGUGCCGACAGUAAAUUGAAAGUCGGUAUACAGAAGAAAGAGCUAGGAAACCACACACAGCCCACGAAAAUGGAUAUCCGCGUCCUACGCCCAUCGGACAUUCCGCAUGUUCAGCUUGCGAAUAUUACGAAUUUGCCCGAGAACUAUUUUUGCAAGUAUUACUUGUAUCAUGCUAUGAGUUGGCCGCAGUUGAGCUAUGUGGCUGUUGAUGUAUCCCGGCCUCCCAAGACACCCUACGACCCCCCGAAGAUUGUAGGCUACGUCCUCGCCAAAAUGGAAGAGGAACCCACCGACGGCGUCCAACACGGCCACAUAACCUCUCUCUCCGUAAUGCGCACCCACCGCCGUCUCGGCCUCGCCGAGAAGCUCAUGCGCCAAUCCCAACGCGCCAUGGCCGAGACUUUCAACGCGCACUACGUCUCCCUGCACGUCCGCGUCUCCAACAACGCCGCCCUGCAUCUCUACCGCGAAACCCUCGGCUUCACCGUCGACAAGAUCGAAGCAAAGUACUAUGCCGACGGCGAAGACGCGUACAGUAUGAGGAUUGAACUGGCGGAUUUGAAGGAACAGUUGCGUGACGAAGAAGAAGAAAUCUUCGGUAGUGAAGGACUUGAUGAGGGGGAUGCGGUGGGGAGUGAGGGGCAGAAGGAGAAGAAAGCCGCGAAGAAGACAAAGGUCAAGGUGGGUCGGGGAAAGGGGGUAGUUGACCUGGUGGAGAAGAAUGAGGCGGCUGCUGCUUAG
Alternaria rosae is the source of this 1371-nucleotide messenger RNA. Its product is annotated as acyl-CoA N-acyltransferase. The record is from RefSeq and is a predicted model, not a curated record. Gene Ontology annotation, molecular function: protein-N-terminal-glutamate acetyltransferase activity; protein N-terminal-serine acetyltransferase activity. Gene Ontology annotation, cellular component: NatA complex. NCBI's taxonomy places the organism in Eukaryota, Fungi, Ascomycota, Dothideomycetes, Pleosporales, Pleosporaceae. The coding region runs from base 1 to 1371 and encodes 456 amino acids. Gene Ontology annotation, biological process: N-terminal peptidyl-glutamic acid acetylation. The transcript is spliced from 4 exons.